This is a messenger RNA of Monopterus albus (swamp eel), 4363 nucleotides long. It is a transcript of the gene grk6, whose product is annotated as G protein-coupled receptor kinase 6. The coding region runs from base 196 to 1923 and encodes 575 amino acids. Gene Ontology annotation, cellular component: cytoplasm. The transcript is spliced from 16 exons. Gene Ontology annotation, molecular function: ATP binding; G protein-coupled receptor kinase activity. NCBI's taxonomy places the organism in Eukaryota, Metazoa, Chordata, Actinopteri, Synbranchiformes, Synbranchidae. The record is from RefSeq and is a predicted model, not a curated record. Gene Ontology annotation, biological process: regulation of signal transduction; signal transduction; protein phosphorylation.
GGGAAGAGAAAGAGGAGAGGAGGGUAUAGACGAGUACCGCACAGGACUGCGUGAAGGCGCACACGGAGGUUUGAAUGUUACCUCCUUGACAUAGCGGUGGGAGGUGGUGGUGGACGGUGUCUAGGAGGGAUACAGUGAGACCGGAGCAGCAGACCGGGAUCUCGGUCUGCUGCUGUGACCCCAGACAACAUCAGCAUGGAGCUGGAGAACAUCGUAGCCAACACGGUGUUGCUGAAAGCACGGGAAGGAGGUGGCGGAAACAGAAAAGGAAAAAGCAAGAAAUGGAAGCAGAUGCUGCGGUUCCCCCACAUCAGUCUGUGUGAAGAGCUGCGACAGACCAUUGAGAAGGACUACAGCAGCCUCUGUGAGCGACAGCCUGUCGGACGGUUACUGUUCAGACAGUUCUGUGAGACUCGACCCGAGCUGCGACGCUGUGUCAAGUUCCUGGAUGCUGUGGCAGAGUACGAGGUGACUCCAGAUGAGAAGAGGAAGGAGUGUGGCCAGGAACUCAUUGACAAAUACUUCAACCCAAAGUCAGAGGACCAUGUGCCUGAGGUGGAAGAGGCCAUGAUGGCUCAGUGCACCGAGGCCCUGCAGCAGGAGGCCUGCAAAGAGCUCUUCAAGGACUGUACCAAAUUGAUCCACGACUACCUGAGCAUGGCGCCCUUCGCAGACUACCUCGACAGCAUGCACUAUAACAGGUUCCUGCAGUGGAAAUGGCUGGAGAGGCAACCGGUGACGAAAAAUACAUUCCGACAGUACAGAGUUUUAGGGAAAGGAGGUUUUGGUGAGGUGUGCGCAUGUCAGGUACGAGCCACAGGGAAGAUGUAUGCCUGCAAGAAGUUGGAGAAAAAGAGGAUAAAGAAGAGGAAAGGAGAGUCCAUGGCACUCAAUGAGAAGCAAAUCCUAGAGAAAGUCAACAGCAGAUUUGUAGUGAGUUUAGCAUACGCCUACGAGACAAAGGACGCUCUGUGUCUUGUGUUGACCCUCAUGAACGGAGGAGACCUGAAGUUUCACAUCUACCACAUGGGCGAGGCAGGUUUUGACGAGACGAGAGCUCUUUUCUACUCAGCAGAGAUCUGCUGCGGCCUGGAGGACCUGCACAGAGAACGCAUCGUCUACAGGGACCUCAAACCAGAGAACAUCCUGCUGGAUGAUCAUGGCCACAUCAGGAUAUCAGAUCUGGGUCUAGCAGUUCAUGUGCCAGAGGGACAGACCAUCAAGGGACGGGUGGGAACGGUAGGAUACAUGGCUCCAGAGGUGGUGAAAAAUGAGCGCUACACCUUCAGCCCUGACUGGUGGACGCUGGGCUGCCUGUUGUACGAGAUGAUCGAAGGCCAGUCUCCUUUCCAGCAGAGGAAGAAGAAGAUCAAGAGGGAGGAGGUGGAGCGGCUUGUGACGCAGGUGGAAGAGGAAUAUUCCAGCAAGUUCUCAGAGGACGCAAAGUCUCUUUGCAAAAUGCUGCUGGCCAAGGAUCCUGCAGAGAGGCUGGGCUGCCAGGGGGCUGGAGCCUCCGAGGUCAAAGCCCAUCCCAUCUUUCGAUCCAUUAACUUUAAACGCCUGGAGGCCGGGAUGCUGCAGGCGCCCUUCAUCCCCGAUCCACAGGCCAUCUACUGUAAAGAUGUGCUGGACAUCGAGCAGUUCUCCACAGUGAAAGGUGUGGAGCUGGAGCCCAAAGACGAGUCUUUCUACGGCAAAGUGUCCACGGGCAGCGUUCCUAUUCCCUGGCAGAAUGAGAUGAUCGAGACCGAGUGUUUCACAGAGCUGAAUGUUUUCUACCAGGAUGGGACAGUUCCUCCUGACCUGGACUGGAGAGGACAGCCAUCGCCUCCACCCAAACAGGGACUGCUGCAGCGGCUGUUCGGCAAACAGGACUGCUGUGGUAACUGCAGUGACAGCGACGAGGAGCCUACCAGGCUGUGACACACACAUACACGCACACACACACACACACGGAAUCUCAUUUGUUUACAACUUUUGCACAUUUGUAUUUUUAAGAUAGUUCUAUCUCUCAGUGUCUGUAUAUUUUCACCAUAGUCUUGUUUACUGUUAUUUAAAGAGCUGUUGACGUGUUCCCAACCAAGAGACGUAGAUGUCUGUUUGUUGUUUGUUUGUUUUUUUGUUGGUGCGCAGAAGGCUUUGCUUACACAUUCCAUUGUUAUUGAACUGGGAACUGUAGCUGGCCGCUGAGCAGCUCCGCCGGAACAAAGUGCCUUGCUCCAGGGCACUGUGAUGGUGGUCACUACGGGAGGACUGAGCAUUCCUCAACCUCUGUCCAGGGAAUCAAACCAGUGACUUUUAGCCCACGAACUGUGACCACUUUGCUCCUUCUGCCCUCCAUUCUGCUGUGAACAACCUGCUGCUUUUUAGCUCUAUUUUUAUUCUAUUUAAUUCCAUUGUUUGUUUGCUUGGACAUUCUAAUUUUGAAAUAGAGAUGUCUGAGCCAUGACGUCUACAUCUGCAGAUAUUUUUAUAACUAUUAUUUUUUCUUAUGAUUUAUGGAGACAAUCGACUCAUGUCAGAGCAGCUUCAGUUACUCUUGUCAGUUCAUGGAUGAGGCUAAACAUCAUGUUGUGUGGUCACAUUUUACAGAUGCUUUGAGAGUUAAAUGAAUCACUUUCACACUCCCCUUCCAAGCUGCUUGUAGGAACAUGCUUGUGUCUUUUAGUCCUUCAUUUUAUGGACUGAAGUAAGUUUUUUGGGGGGGGGACUGGCCACCUUUUUGGUCUACAGUUAACAACUUACUAUUAUGUUAAUAUUGCAGUGUUGGACUGGGGUCAAAAAAAGUGCCUUUACCUCUCUUCAUGACAACACAGACACAGGGUGUACACAGAACGCGUCAACAAAUUAUACAGUAGGGGUGUAAUGUAGACAAAAACCACAGCACUUACCUCGGUUGUGAAGUCAUGGUCCAGUUCAUUUUCAGUACAGUCAGGGAAACGAUACAUAUCAUAUAAUUGCUUGUACAUUAUUACAAAGUUUUGUAAACAACAGUUUAUAAUUUUUUUAAUUAAAUUUUAAAUGAAGCAUCAAAAUAAAAUAGAAUACUGUUGCAAACUACUACUACUAAGUGCUCCACUAGCCAGGGAAAGGCUGUUUAAAUGUUGAAGGAAGCAGCAUUUAUACUGUUUCAAACUGGUUAUCAUGUUGGACAUGUUGCUAAAAACACACCUGAACACCACUGAACAAACAUUAACUGGAGGACCAACAUGCAGUGAACAAGUAAGACGCCUUAUCCACCUGUCUUUGUCCGACGCUGUAUUUCCCCAAGAAGCCGAAGUGUUCCCAAACAGGAGACCUUAAAUAUACAGUAUGAAACUUUUUUCAAGAAGACAUCUGUAGAAAUCUGCUCUAGAACGUGUCCUAAUGUGGAGAGGUGCUGUCAACGCCUCCUGUCACCCAGAUUCAUUGAACAGCACUGGCCAUGUGUUAACUACUAUUAAAGACUGCAUUCAGUCCACAUCUGCACUGUACCAGAAGUCCUGUACCGAAACAACUGUCUGAAUACGUGUACCUUUACACCCCUAUUUUACAGCACACACCAUGUAAACUAAUGAAAUACAAACAACACUUAGCAUAACCAUCAAACAAAAGUCAUUUUGUUUUUACCAUUGGUACAAGCACCUUGCCUCCACAUUUGGAAUUGCAAUCGUUCAAUAUCUGAUCAAGACUACAAAUCUCAGUUUUCAGAAGCUUAACUUUACUUUUACUUGCUCCAGACACAAUAAUUCUCCGGCUGCACCCUGGGCCAGUCAUGCAACUCAACUCACACUGAAGUGACAGCAAGAGUAACUGAAGCUUUUGGAUCAGAUCCUGUGUGAAACAAAGACUGAAGCUGGUCUGUUCUUCCCUGCAGUGAAAUGCCUCAGCCGGUACUGUUGAAGUCACCUGUUUCCGCAAAGAAUAUGGCCUCUGAUUUCAAGCUAUUAAAUGAAAUACCUCUGAAUGUACAAAUGGCUGCCAUGCCAUUUGUGUACACGUUCAUCAGAGUGACAGGGGGACAAUAUUUUAAAGGGUCAGUUCACCCAAUUUAAAAAAAUGUUAUAGUAUCUAGCCACAGAGGUUCUUUUAUUUGUUCAGGUCUUAUGUGUUAUGUUACUCUCAUACCACAACUUUUAAUCUGCCUUUCUUCAUGGACAAACCUGUGACUUAAACUGUGUGCAUACACUAAAUGUAAGCACUGAGGUUCUGUCCAGUGAUAGCUCCAGUUCAGCUGAAACAAGGCUGGCUGCUUCCCCAGCAGUGUGGACAAAAAGAGGCAGCAUUAAUGUGUGCUGAUCUAUAAUGAACAGAAACAAGAAUCAGAAUCAGCCUUAUUGGGCAGGUGUGUUGGACACAAGGAAUUUGACUCUGGUACAGCGGC